CCAUCACCAGAGCAGAGCAAGCAAGCAAGGGCGCUGUCCAAAGUAGAGAGAUAAAGAGGAGAAAGGAAGGAAAGAAGGAAGUGCUGCCACCAAGAAUCGUUCUUGGUUUCUCCUCUUUCUCUCUCGUAAAUAAAUAUUCAAGCAUUUUUCUCCUUCAUCCGUUCAUCUUUCAUCAUCAUCUUCAGCUCCAGGAAGAUACAAGCAUCUGAUCGAUUCAUUUCACCAUGAUCUCAUUAAAUGGAAGCGCUUUCCUGAACAAUUCGCUUUCUGGGGGGAUUUCUCGAAGUCGGUUAUGUCAAUCGGACCGGAGAAUCCAAGGACCGAAGGUGAUGGUGGUGGCUUCCACGAAUGCAAAUGGACGGUCGGGGGAGAGAAAUCUCUCUGUUGUGAUGGAGAACACUUUGAAAGAGAUGCUGGAUGGAUCUUCCACUACCAUGCUUGAUAACGAACCUAAGACUAGUGUUGGCGGUGGGAUGGAGGACUUUUAUGGUGAGGACACUGCCACUGAAGAACAUGCUGUAACUCCCUGGAGCACAUCUGUUGCAAGUGGUUAUUCAUUGUUGCGUGAUCCAAACCACAACAAAGGGCUUGCCUUCUCUGAUAAAGAGAGGGAUGCUCAUUACUUGCGUGGUCUUCUUCCACCAGUUGUUGUUUCUCAUGAUCUUCAGGUCAGGAAAAUGAUGCAUACUAUCCGCCAGUAUCAAGUACCCCUUCAGAGAUAUAUGGCCAUGAUGGAUCUUCAGGAAAUGAAUGAAAGCCUCUUUUACAAGCUUUUGAUUGAGAAUGUUGAGGAGCUGCUACCAGUAGUCUACACACCCACUGUUGGAGAGGCAUGCCAGAAAUAUGGCAGCAUUUUCAGGCGUCCACAGGGUCUUUUCAUUAGUCUGAAAGAGAAAGGCAAAAUUCUUGAGGUUCUGAAGAAUUGGCCUCAGAGAAACAUCCAGGUGAUUGUUGUUACUGAUGGGGAGAGGAUUUUGGGUCUCGGUGAUCUUGGUUGUCAGGGAAUGGGAAUACCUGUCGGAAAGCUCUCUUUAUACACUGCACUUGGAGGAAUUCGUCCUUCUGCUUGUUUGCCUGUAACGAUUGAUGUGGGAACAAAUAAUGAAAAGUUGCUUAAUGAUGAGUUUUACAUUGGCCUUAAGCAAAGAAGAGCAACGGGCAAGGAAUAUGCUGAACUUGUACACGAGUUUAUGGCUGCUGUCAAGCAGAUUUAUGGAGAGAAAGUCCUUAUUCAGUUUGAGGACUUUGCAAAUCAUAAUGCCUUUGAUCUGCUUGCAAAAUAUAGCAACACCCAUCUUGUUUUCAAUGACGACAUUCAGGGAACAGCAUCUGUGGUUCUUGCUGGUCUUAUGGCGUCUCGGAAGUUAGUUGGAGGAACCUUAGCCGAGCAAACCUUUUUAUUCCUCGGAGCUGGAGAGGCUGGGACAGGUAUUGCGGAACUUAUAGCUCUUGAAAUAUCAAAGCAAACGGGAGUCCCAUUAGAGGAGAGUCGCAAGAAGAUUUGGCUUGUGGACUCUAGGGGUUUAAUUGUUCGUUCACGUAAAGAAUCACUGCAACAUUUUAAGAAGCCUUGGGCUCAUGAACACGAACCAGUUAGAGAUCUGGCUGAUGCAGUGAAAAUAAUUAAGCCAACGGUGCUGAUAGGAACAUCAGGAGCCGCAAGAACAUUUACUAAAGAAAUAAUAGAGUCUAUGUCAUCCUUCAACGAGAAACCUGUCAUUUUUGCUUUGUCUAAUCCAACUUCUCAAUCUGAGUGUACAGCAGAAGAAGCAUAUAAAUGGAGUCAGGGUCGUGCUGUUUUUGCGAGUGGGAGCCCGUUUGAUCCUGUGGAAUAUGAAGGAAAAACUUAUAUCUCUGGUCAGGGAAAUAACGCAUACAUCUUCCCCGGUCUUGGUUUGGGUCUGAUAAUGUCCGGUGCAAUUCGUGUCCACGACGACAUGCUCCUGGCUGCCUCGGAAGCUCUAGCAGAACAGGUGACAGAGGAGAACUUCAGUAAAGGACUUAUAUAUCCACCAUUGACUAAGAUCAGGAAGAUUUCAGCCCAUAUUGCUGCAAAGGUGGCUGCCAAAGCUUAUGAACUUGGUUUGGCUACUCGUCUACCACAGCCUAAAGAUCUAAUGGCGUAUGCAGAGAAGUGCAUGUACAGCCCAAACUACAGAAGCUAUCGUUAAAAUAAAAUGGAGCUAGCCCUAGCUGCAUGUUCUCUUCUACCUUGCGAAAAUCAAAUAACUUGUGAUCUCUCUUCUCUAUAUCAAAACCAGAUUUAGUUUGAAUUUUGAGUGUUUUAGAACAUAGAGAAGAAUGGUUAAUAACUAAUGACUUGAUAGAUUUAGGGGAGGUUAUUACCUGUUUGUUUACUUUUGA
Messenger RNA from Impatiens glandulifera, 2364 nucleotides. RefSeq names its product NADP-dependent malic enzyme-like. Gene Ontology annotation, cellular component: chloroplast. Gene Ontology annotation, biological process: pyruvate metabolic process; malate metabolic process. Gene Ontology annotation, molecular function: malate dehydrogenase (decarboxylating) (NAD+) activity; NAD binding; malate dehydrogenase (decarboxylating) (NADP+) activity. The coding region runs from base 225 to 2171 and encodes 648 amino acids. The transcript is spliced from 20 exons. NCBI's taxonomy places the organism in Eukaryota, Viridiplantae, Streptophyta, Magnoliopsida, Ericales, Balsaminaceae. The record is from RefSeq and is a predicted model, not a curated record.